Messenger RNA from Xylaria bambusicola, 1124 nucleotides. Its product is annotated as tRNA guanylyltransferase. Gene Ontology annotation, molecular function: tRNA guanylyltransferase activity; magnesium ion binding. The transcript is spliced from 8 exons. Gene Ontology annotation, biological process: tRNA modification. The record is from RefSeq and is a predicted model, not a curated record. Bases 186 to 1052 code for a protein of 288 amino acids. NCBI's taxonomy places the organism in Eukaryota, Fungi, Ascomycota, Sordariomycetes, Xylariales, Xylariaceae.
GGAAGUUCUAUAUAUCUAUCAUAGGUACGCAUCCAUGCAGUCUCAUUCAAUGAGGUGUACUUGUAGUGUCCCCUGGGCAUAUUAUUCACAUUCAUCAGGGAAGCAGCGGUGCUAGAAUCUGGUUUUUAUUUCGAAUUAGUAACGUCGAGCUUGAAGUUCUGAAAUAUACCUAGUCAAACCCAAGCAUGGCUAACUCACGCUUCGAAUAUGUGAAGCAAUUUGAGAGCAAUGAUAUUCUACUUCCAAACACAUGGAUAGUCAUUAGGAUCGACGGUCGGGGGUUCACUAAGUUAUGUGCGAAGUACAAGUUCGAGAAGCCCAACGAUCGGCGAGCACUUGAUCUCAUGAACGCCGCGGCCCAGGCCGUCAUGACAGAGCUGCCCGACAUUGCCAUUGCGUACGGUGUCAGCGACGAGUACAGUUUCGUCCUACACAAGUCGUGUACACUCUUUGAACGGAGGGCGAGCAAGCUCAUUACGACGAUUGCCUCUACGUUCACGUCUUACUACAUUUACUUGUGGCUGGAAUAUUUUCCAGACAGCCCAUUGUCGCCCCCUCUACCUAGUUUUGAUGGGCGAGCUGUAUGCUAUCCCAGUGUACAGAAUUUGAGGGAUUACAUGAGUUGGCGACAGGUCGACUGUCACAUCAACAACCUCUAUAACACUACCUUCUGGUCGUUAAUUCAACUCGGAGGGUUUGAUGCAAAGGAAGCAGAGAAAUUUCUUGCUGGCACCCUCUCAGCAGAUAAGAACGAGAUCUUAUUUUCGAAGUUCAAGAUAAAUUACAACAACGAGCCCGAGAUAUACAAAAAGGGCAGCGUUGCUUUUCGUGAUUACGAGCUUGUAGAGCCCGGAAGCCACAAUGUUGCGGAGACGAUAGACCAUGUAGCAGAGCCAGUCCAGCAGUCCAAAACACAGGAGGAAAAAGACAAGAAACGACGUAAUAAAGCCUGCGUUGUGGUUGAACAUUUAGAUAUCAUUAAGGAUGAUUUCUGGGAUAGAAGACCAUGGCUAUUGUCAAAUAAACCCGGUAAAGUCCCGAAACAGGCAUAGAAACGAAUUUAUGGUAGUAUCCAACGCCAUCUGAAUGCUUUGAACAUGAAUAUGGACCCUAUGAUAUGAUAU